UUUGGCUGCAGGUCCCAGCUCCCCAACAGACUCCACUCAGCAGGUGUAGUGUCCUGUUCUGGACUCAGACCACCAACAACACUUCAGCUCCCUCUGGGCAGUGCUGUGAAUACCAAUGCAACUAAUAUUCCUGUGACCAGGGCUCUCAAACUGGCACCUGUAGGGGGCUGUGUACAGUGGCUGUCUCUCCCUGAUGAGGUAUGGGUAUCCAUACUGUCCCUCCUGCCACACAGAGAUCUGUCUACAGUGGCCCAGGUCUGCCUCCACUUGCUCCGACUGGCCAAUGACCACACACUAUGGCAGGUUGUUAGUGUGGAGAACAGCUCAUCUUUAACUGACCAAUGGCUGAGCAGUGUGGGUGUGCGUAAUCCUCGAAGCCUGACUAUCUACAGGUGCAGCGGACUGUCAAUCACCCCGAGCGGGCUAGAGGAGUUUUUCAAACUAAGUCAAGCUUCUCUGGAGGUGCUGAGUGUGACAAGCUGCAGUGGGCCUGGUCUCCAUGGUGACCUGGUGCUGACUCUGAGUGGUCAACACUGUGAUCACAUGACCUGUGUGGACGUCAGCUGGAGCGGAGCGACUGACACGGGCAUCAAAGCACUGACUGACACCUGCACUGGCCUGAAGACUGUUGUUCUCAAUGGUUGCCAAGUUACAGAUGAAGCCCUGAAUGCCCUCGUCAUAAGAUGCAGAGACAGUCUGCGCAGGUUGGAAGUGUUUGGCUGCCUGUCUAUCAGUCCCUCAUGUCUGAACACAGUGUCAGAGUUGUGUCCUGGGCUGGAGACUCUGAACAUCGGCCAGAUCCCUAAGGUCACUCACCCCUAUCUGACCCUGGUGACGUCACGACUCAAACGCCUUCACUCCCUUAACCUGACUGGACUGCACGCAGUGAGUGAUCAGACAGUUCAUCAGGUCCUCCUGCAGUGCCCUGAACUCCAGAGGCUGACCCUCAGCUCCUGCCCUGGAGUCACUGACAUGAGCCUGCACAAGAUCAGCACCCACGCUCCCCACAUCAGGUUGUUGGAUCUAAGUGGCUGCGGUAAGGUGAGUGAUGCUGGUGUUAAGGCUGUAGCUGUGGCCUGUAGAUGCCUGCAGUACCUGGACCUGAGCUCCACCGCCACAGGGAACAGAGGGGUGAGCCUGUUGGCAAAGUACUGCAGCACUCAUCUCCACACUGUCAAACUGAGCUUCUGCCAGAUCAGCCCAGAGGCCAUCCACAACCUCAGCAGGCAGUGCAAACGUUUGAAGCUACUGCAUCUCUACGGCUGUGCCUACAUCCCUACUGAGAAGGAGAUCAGAGACAUCAACCCCACGGUUACACUCUACCCGCUGACUUGAUACACACACACAGACACACUUACCACGACUUUGUAAAUACAGCCUGUGUGAUAUGAAGAGUGCCCACAGCACAAGUGUGUCAAGGGCCCUCCUUCCAUCACCUCCUUCAUACAAUGAUGUGGUGUCAGGCAAGCUUUAUCCAAAUUACAUCUAUCUAGUCAAGAUACAAAUAUUUUGUAGAUUUAACAUUUUUAAAAUGUACAUGCUGAUUGUUAGUGAAAGUUUCCCAUUCUCUGGGAGGCUCCCGAGUGGUGCAGCAGUCAAAGGCACUGCAUCUCAGUGCAAGAGGUGUCACUACAUCCCCUGGUUUAAAUCCAGGCUGUAGUGGCCCAGUGUUGUCCAGGUUUGGCCAGGGUAGACCGUCAUUGUAAAUAAGAAUUUGUUCUUCACUGACUUGCCUAGUUAAAUAAAGGUAAAAUACAAAAUAUGUAGCAGCCAGACAGAAAUGGGUCUUGGUCUUCUAGACUAUCUCUAUGGAAACACUUUUUUUUUGUGUGUGUGUUUUGUUUAUUCAACCUAUUACAGGUAAUUAUGUUACUGCGCUUGUUCGGACACACAGUUCUCGUUUGUUUUGUUCCUCUUUUUCUCGAAGUUGUGAGGUUGACACAAGAGACUGCUAAAGUAGGUAAGCCGCGUCAGCGUAACAUUCCGCAAUACGUUUUAUCACAGGGGACAAUUUUAGGACUCAUCAUUGUAGUCUGUAUGAAAAUGUGGGAUGGACCUCUCUGUCUGGAAGAAGAGAGCUGCAUUCUCUUUGAUUUAUUUACAAAGAUAUCUUACAGAACAUGCCUCCAUAUGUAACUUCAUUAAUUAAGGUAAGAAUCAUAAGUUACCAAACCUGUUCUCGGGAAUGGACAACACUAGAUCCCUUCAGUCUCCACAGAUUUGGGAAAAUCUGCGUUUUGUUUUUAGGCCCCUAAUUUGUGGAACAAUCUGCAGAGUUCACUGCAGUUAGAUGUGCCGGUGCCACUCAGGAAGUUGAAAUGAUUGAUUGAGGUCCUCUAUGUCGUUGAAUGUGAUUGUUUUUAUUAAAUAUGUUUCUUUUGGUUUAUUGUAUGCUGAAUUAUAUUGUUUUGUACACAAAUGUGUGCAUGUUGCUUUAUAAUUAUGUUUUUAUUGUAAUGUAUACAGGGCUCUCUUGUAAAAUAGACUUUUAAUCUCAAAUUGACUCCAUGUUUAAAUGAAGGUUGAAUAAAUAACAAUAAAUUAUCCGA
Oncorhynchus nerka (sockeye salmon) is the source of this 2549-nucleotide messenger RNA. Its product is annotated as F-box/LRR-repeat protein 7-like. The transcript is spliced from 11 exons. Gene Ontology annotation, molecular function: protein binding. Gene Ontology annotation, cellular component: cytoplasm. Lineage: Eukaryota; Metazoa; Chordata; Actinopteri; Salmoniformes; Salmonidae. The record is from RefSeq and is a predicted model, not a curated record. The annotation marks the transcript as partial.